Helianthus annuus (common sunflower) is the source of this 1458-nucleotide messenger RNA. RefSeq lists its product as uncharacterized. The record is from RefSeq and is a predicted model, not a curated record. Lineage: Eukaryota; Viridiplantae; Streptophyta; Magnoliopsida; Asterales; Asteraceae. The coding region runs from base 1 to 1458 and encodes 485 amino acids. The transcript has a single exon.
AUGGGUUUGGAGGAUUUAGGGUUUCAGUCUUUUUCAGAAAGAAUGCAUGAGGAUAUUUUCAUUACUUCUAAGGGUUCCACGAGUGUGCAUGAUAUGCGUGAUAAACCUAGCCUGUUUAACAAGCCUUUGAAGAUUGAUGGGAACCCUUUACUGCCGCAUCGAGGUGUAGUGCAGGAAGAUCCUAGGGUUAUUAAUAUUAUUGAUGAAUUGCAGAAAAUUACGGUACAAGUUCCGCCGUUAACAAGCACUCCUGAUAGUCAGGUUAAUCAGCAAGGGCCGCCGUCGGAACCGGUGUCUUAUGCGGAGAAACUUCAGUCCUCCGCCCCUAAUAAGAGGGAAGUCAACUUCAGACUUAUGAAGCCGUUAGAAACCAGGGAAGAUGCUGAUCUAGUUAUUCCGAAAGAGGUCGUUAAACAGGUACAAGAUAAAUUUGAGAAUGUACUUUAUGGUUAUUUUCUAGGAAGUCGUUUACCAUUCCCUGUAGUAGAAUACUAUGCAAAGAACGUGUGGGCAAAGUUUGGAUUUCAAAAGCUAAUGUUGAACUCGGCUGGUUUCUUUUUCUUCAAGUUUGAUUCUCGGGAUGGGUUAACAAAGGUUUUGGAAGGAGGUCCUUGGUUGAUAAGAAAAGUUCCUCUAUUUCUGAAUAUAUGGUCACCAAAGGUUAGCUUGAAGAAGGAUGGUGUGAAAGCAAUUCCCUUGUGGGUUAAACUGCAUAACGUCCCAAUCUCGGUUUACACGGAUGAUGGAUUAAGCUUGUUGGCUUCGAAAUUGGGUAUCCCGAAAAGGCUUGACUCUUAUACGGCUGAUAUGUGUGUGGAUAACUGGGGCAGGAGCAGUUAUGCUCGUGCAAUGAUUGAGGUGAAUGCGGAUAGUGAACUUAAAGAUUAUAUUACGCUAGCUAUUCCUAAAAUGGAUGAGGAGGGAUAUAUUAUGGAACGAGUAAAAGUUGAAUAUGAGUGGAAACCGUUACGUUGCCCCACAUGUUGCUUAUUUGGCCAUGACCACUCUUCUUGUAGCAAAAUUAUCAAGGAUAAGGCGAAGCAGGUGGUGGUAGAUGAGGAAGGGUUUGUUACUGAUCGUAAGAGAAUGGCUAAACAUGGGUUUCCACAAAAGAAACAAAAGACUAAGUUUGUUUACAAACCAAAGGCUAAUAAAGAUACUCCUGGUACAUUUGGAACAAAGCCGGAGGUUUUCCCUAAUAAUGGUCCCCCAACUGUUAACGUGGCUAAUUCCUUUCAGGCAUUAGCUAAUGAUGAUGCUGAUGACAACCCAGCAGCGGGUAAUACUUCGGGUAAUAGUUCGGCUGAGGUGAAUGGUGGAAUAAAUAACGGAACUGCAGUGCAUGAUGAGGUUAUAGAGACUGUUUCGACUGAAAUGUCGGCAUACAUGAGUAGCAAUCUUAAUGGCAGCAAAUCUGAGGGGGUAAGUACUCCCGGUUCCAUGGGUUUCAAUGGGUAG